This is a messenger RNA of Dentiscutata erythropus, 214 nucleotides long. NCBI's taxonomy places the organism in Eukaryota, Fungi, Glomeromycota, Glomeromycetes, Diversisporales, Gigasporaceae. The record is from the annotation of a GenBank genome assembly.
AUGGAUAAUAAAGUUUUAUGCACUUGUAUUUUUUGCAUGCAAGAAACUAAUGGUUGUGAUAAAAUGUUAAGUAUCUCUACUCGAACAAGGCAUAGGAAGCGAGAAAAAAAUCUUCAAAAUUCUUAUCCAAGUUCAAAUAAUACAUCUAAUAAUAUUUUGAAUAAUCAAAUAAAUAUUGAAAGUAUGGAGGAUAUUGAGGAAAAUAUUGAACAAA